AUGAUUAAGAUUAAUAGCUGUGAGGGAGAUCAUAACGAAGAGAAAGAACAUUCAUUCUCGUCAGAAGAACCUAUAUAUUUUUUCUAUGACCCACACGAUAUUCCCCCUGCAUAUGGGAGAUACAUUAGGUUAAUAUCUUAUUUCAUAUCUGGCUACUACAAUUCCUCCAAUGGUGGCGUUGAUUUCACGAAAAUCUUAGCAGAUGAUGCUGAGGUGAUUAAGUUAUGUGAGAAUGCGAGUAAAAUUCUAGCGGUUGAACCGGUUGUGUUGGGUGUUGAUGUGGACGCUCAGGAGAAUUUGGUAAUUGUUGGUGACAUUCAUGGCCAGUUCAAUGAUUUGCUUCACAAUGUGUUAGGAAUCCACCUUGCAAAGCGACCUUUUAUGGGUAGCAGAAGGGUUCAACCCCAUUCCCAUUUGCCAAAUAGGGACGGAUACUGUAGUCUUUUCGACACCAAUUAUCUGAUUCACGAAGAGGCAUCCGGUCUGGUCAUGGAAAACACAGACGAAAAAAUCACGCUUGAAAAGAAUCACCGCGGUGUUACCCAAACCACGAUACCUUUGAAAGGCUCCAGUGAUAGAUAUGGUGAGAAUUUCACCUUCCAGGCGACCGACCGUGCACCUUCAGAAACUUCACGAGUCAUGACUGGUGAUGCCGAUCAAGUUAUUAAGUUUCUUUUCCUGGGGGAUUAUGUAGACCGCGGUCCAUGCAGCGUCGAGGUCAUUCUUCUCUUGUUUGCGCUCAAAAUCGAGUAUCCCAAUCACAUUUUCCUGCUGCGCGGCAAUCAUGAGGAAGCGCAGACAAGUCGCAUGUAUGGUUUUCUUUACGAAUGCCGAGCAAAGUUCUCCUCCGUGGAGUGUCCUCACGACUACCGAUACAAGGGCAACAACUACCAACCCUCUCAAAGUGACGCUUAUACCGAACCACAGGGCAGCUGUUUUCACGAAUCCAAUAGUUCCCACCGACAGGAUAGGACCAGCGGUGGCUGUGGUGCUUUCUCGACCAUGUCUUCUGGAGGAGGGGGAUGCGGCCACGCCAUUAUCCGACCUGGUGGAGCCCACUGCGGUGGUGACCACGCAACCAAAAUAUGGCUCUGUUUCAACACAGUAUUUUGCUGGCUGCCCCUUGCGGCGGUGGUGCGCUGCGGGGCGGGGUAUUUUUUCUGCGCGCACGGCGGCCUCAGCCCGCACAUGAAGCGCAUCGAGGCCCUGCAGCACCUAUGCCGGCGAUCUUACAGCCUACAACGCAACUUCACCUCUGGGCGAGUGCAGCAGUAUUCGGACUCGAGAAACUCUAUUGCUGGCAGCAGUUCACUGUCUUCCCCGCGUCUGGGCGACAGCAGUUCUUCCAGCCCUUGUGGAGAUAACGAGGAUCAAAGCAAUAACAUCAUCAGUGGACUUCUCUGGUCGGAUCCCGAGGAGAAUAUUCUGGGAUUCGGGCACAAUCAUCGUGGCUACGGCUAUUCCUUCGGCGCAGAUAUUAUAGAGACGUUCCUCCAGGCCAAUUAUGGACACCGCUACGAGCCUACCGUUCAUAAUCCUUCUUGCCCAUGGACGCUUGGCGACGUUGUGACAGACUUUCCGAUGGUAGCUCCACGGUUUCACUUCCUUGUCCGCGCUCAUCAGUGUGUAAUGGACGGCUACCACUGGUCAUGUGGUGGCAAUGCUCUGACCGUUUUCUCAGCCCCGAACUAUUGCGGCGCGAAUAAUAUGGGUGCCAUCGCCAUCCUGCGGGGUGAUAUUCAUAGCGUUUUAAAAGGAAUUGUGAAGGAUAGCAUUUCCUUGGAGUUUAAGACAUAUGAGAGCUUCACGUGCAAGGAGCCGCUAGCGCCACCAGCCUCUUGUCGUGAUGAAGCCGUUUUAAUGGUGCCGUGUAUGAGCGGAAGUAGCAACAGCAGCUCGUCAAGAGUCUCAACAGACGAGUGCAUGAGUAGACGCGGUGCGAUGCUUCCCCCGCGUACAAUAAAGCAACCGUUAACCAACCUCAUUAGAAAUCCUAUCCUGGAAGAUUUUUUCGAAUACAAUGAUGCCUAUGAGAACUAA
This is a messenger RNA of Phytomonas sp. Hart1, 2040 nucleotides long. The record is from the annotation of a GenBank genome assembly. NCBI's taxonomy places the organism in Eukaryota, Euglenozoa, Kinetoplastea, Trypanosomatida, Trypanosomatidae.